Molecule: messenger RNA, 899 nt
Organism: Daucus carota subsp. sativus
Lineage: Eukaryota; Viridiplantae; Streptophyta; Magnoliopsida; Apiales; Apiaceae
Product: transcription factor bHLH147-like
Exons: 2
Coding region: 177-782 (201 amino acids)
Biological process (GO): regulation of DNA-templated transcription
Molecular function (GO): protein dimerization activity
Source: RefSeq, a predicted model, not a curated record
AUUUCUCUCACACUCUUGGCUCAUAGUCAUAACCAACCUUCUCUAUAACACAAUUCACAUCAGUAGGUACUCUUCUAUAUUCUACAACUUGUGCUCUUGCAUAUCUCAUAUAUAUGAAUCUUACUUCGUUUGCAUGUUCAACUCAAUAAUUACCAGAUACGAUCAGCCAAGUGCUGAUGGCUACGAUGAACCCGAGUCCAGUGAAAAACUGCGCUAGACUUCAAGUAUCUACAAGGAAAAAGAGCAGGAAAAGGCAAUUCGAACAAAUAAAGCCACAAUCUCAAAACCAAAGCCAAAUCGAAUGGAAAUCCGAAGUUCAACAACAAAACUACUCCUCCAAACUCCUACAUGCUCUACAGAACAUUCAACCAGGAUCAUCUCCUAAUUCUCGCCCUGGAAAAAUCGUACACGACGCAGCAGACAGAGUUCUAGCAGCCACCGCUAAAGGAAAAACCAGGUGGAGCCGAGCUAUACUCACCAAACGUCUCAAGCUUAAAUUUCUGAAGAAGUCUAAAAAACAUAGAGUUGCGGUGACAGGAUGUAGCGGGUCAACAAAGAAGCCGAAUGUGAGUGUAUUAAAAAUGAAAUCAAAAAAUUUACAGGCUGUGCAGAGAAAAGGCCGAGUUCUUGGCAGGCUAGUGCCUGGUUGCAAGAAACAUUCGCUUCCGGUUGUUCUAGAAGAAGCGACGGAUUAUAUUGCCGCGUUGGAGAUGCAAGUCCGUGCCAUGGCUGCUCUGGCUGAUUUGCUCUCGGGCUCAGGCUCAGGCUCCAGCUCUGGCUGAACUCCGACAAACCGUUAAGUGUAUUAAUUUUUUUUCUUUAUUAUUGGCUAUUAGUCUGUUCAUAAAAAUGUCACAAAAAAUUGAUCAUAUUUUAUAAGAGGUUUGUUAUAGGUGCAA